Messenger RNA from Paramuricea clavata, 1556 nucleotides. The record is from the annotation of a GenBank genome assembly. Lineage: Eukaryota; Metazoa; Cnidaria; Anthozoa; Malacalcyonacea; Plexauridae.
AAAGUGGAUAUGUGGGCAUUAGGAAUGGUUCUGUUCAAUUUGGUAAAUUCAAACUUAAAAUACCUAUUCCAGUUAGAUCUUGCGAAGGAGACUCCUUACCUGUUACUAGACCAACUCAUAUUUUGCAAGAACAGAAAUAUCCAAGUCAAUCGCCAAAGUAUGCCAAACACCAAGAGACCAUUUGGGUUCCAAUUAUAGCACUCAAAAAGAAAUGCACAGUGUUCGAUCCCGCCACCCAACCAACAGCUUCAGAGAUCGCUGAUGAAUUCAAACAAUUAGUUGCCAUGAGUAGUGAAGCUACUAAUUCUAAUAUAUCUUCAACAGUGGAUCGACGGUUUAUUUUGGUUUAUAAAUGUAUAAAAAUACCGAAUACUCAUUGAUGUUAAAAUCGUCAUAUUCUAUAGAUCAUUAGCCACUGUGGUCAUAUCAUCAUCCCCAAAUUGAAAUAAAUCAUAACGUUAGUGAAAUUAUUUUCAUAAUCAUCUUGUUCACCGUUUUCAUAACAUGCCCAUUCAUUGUCAUAAUUCAUCAGCGUAUGGGUUUAUGGUGUUGUUGUGGUAUGCUGGUAGAAUAUAACCAAAAAGGUGAAACGUGUCAAGAAAUUUUACAUAAUUUUAUAUGCACGUAAUCUAGGAAUGAAUGCACAAAAGAGAUGCAAAGACCUUUACAUGUUCAGUAAUUGAUCUGACACGUCCAGAAAAAGCAGGCAGCAAAUGCAGGUACAAGAUUCUGCUUUUUUAUGUUUAACUGAUUUGGAUCUCAUUAUUGUAGGUUAUUAAGAGGCAAUUUUAUUCAAUGUCACGUAUUUGCAAUGAAAAGUGUUCAAAACCUAAAAUGUUUUUGGUGUUCCCCUCAAGAUUACUUUGUUUUAGCUUUAUUCUCUAGUUUAUACAGUUGGUAACCUUUUUAAAUGCAUCUGCCAGUUGAGAAAGAUAAAGUAAUGGUUAAAAAUUGUCAAUUAAAAUACAAUUAUCAAUGAUUAUUUAAAAUUGACGCCAUACAGGCGUCAUUUUCUCUUUGGCGUACCGUCUAAAAUCUCUUCAUUUUAGCAUUAUUUUACAGAUAAAGGACUAAACACACUUUUAAAGUUUAUUUGCUGAUUGAGAAACAUAUCAAAAAAUAGAAAUUUUGAAUUUAGUCAUAACCUCAAGUGAAAUAUUAUACGCAUUAGUUUUGAGCGUGUGUUACAUAACAUACAAAAAAUCUCCUCUUAACCAAAAUCAAUUAAAUAAUAUUUUUGCCACUGUAGAGGCAACAGAGAAAGAGAAGCUGGAGACCCAUCAUCGGUUAUGCUUACCUUGAUUUCAAGGUACAUAUAUAUGCAGCUCUGCAUUUGUAUAAUAUUAAUAUACCAAAACAAUGCAUGUUAUUAAAUUAGUUCAUGUUUCCCGAAAAACGAAUAUUCUUUUCAGAAUACCAGAGAAGAAAACACAGAAACACAAUGAAGAAGAUGCAGAACUACAAGAAGUGACAGUCUCAUGUAGAACUCACAUUUCUAGCACCAAAGACACAAAUGGUUUGCAAUCUCCUCUGGAAGCCUCAAGUUCAAGGAAAAG